AUGAAUUGUUACAAUAUCUUUUGCUUUGUUUUGCAUAAUUAACUAACGUAGAUUAAUAACUAAUUACAUUCCUAAUUUUUUAUCUACAAAUAUUAUUCGAUAAUUUUAAACGUGUCAUCUUGAAUAGUUCAACACUCUCACAAAAUACGUAUUAGAAGUAUGCAUACAAAUAUAUAUAGCGCACAGUACUUUUGUCUAAUAAUUUAUCGUACCUAUUUGAUAUUUCUUAUUGCGAAUACAAGAAUAUCUCUUAUAAUUCUAUCUCAUUUUACUUUCUUAGGUAUCGGUUCAUCUCGUUUUAUUCCAAAUAACAAGAAUAGAUAUCUUACUAAGAAUCCGCCAUGAGUCGUAGCUUCUAACACUUAUUGCGUACACGCAUGCGCAGUACGACAGUGCACGUUGGUGCAUGUCGGUGUGCACAGUGGUGUGUAAGGCGGUAUUUUGUUAAAAAAAAAUUGGCGGUCUCGUUGGAUUAAAAAUUGUGCAAAUAUUAUUUACAAAUAAUUAACAGUGCGCUGAAAUGGAUCGCUUGUUUGUUCAAUAUUGCAACGAAUAAUAUGAAUCACUGCAAAGCCAUGAAGAUAAGUUUCUCCUUAUCUUCGCUUCAGCCGCUGAACCAUGGCUUAGAAAAGCAUGGUCAAGCGGGUGUAGUAAUAGAAAGGCCAUACAACAGUCUCACAAAAAAAAGGAAAGAUCCCAAACAGUUUCAUAAUCAGCGUUUAUGGACAAAUCGUGAGGAUUGUAAAGAUGAGUUUUGGGCAGCAAUACGAUCUAAUUAUGAUUAUAUUAUGGACACUAAUUUGAUAGAUAGUUGUAAAGAAGCUAAUGGUGAAUUAACAUGGGAUGAGACUGAUGUAUCUACACAAUCAUGGAGUUUAAAAGAAGUUAGUAGUCAGUUCUCAGAAUUAUAUUCAUGGCUGAGGGUUCUUCAAGAAUUGGUUUAUUCCAAGGAAGAAAAUUUGUUAGAUAAAAGUCUGCGUGCGGCUCACAUGGAGGAGCUGCGACGUAGGGCGUAUAGAAGAAAGUUAUUUAACGAACAAGCUGCAAAAUUAGUGUCACAUGCCCCUGCUUUGAAAGAUGAAGUGGCGUGGCGUGUUGACCAUUUAAAUGCAAAAUGGGAAUUGGUUGAACAAAUGAUGGCACCUGUUGAUCGACUUGUAUCCGAUCAACAGGAUAUUUCGGCAGAUUUUGAACACGAAGUGAAAUGUUUGAGAAAAUGGCUUCGGGAAAUGGAAUCACGCCUACAGCCUUUGAGUUUUCACGUAGAUUGGACUUUAGCAGAACUCGAGGAAAAAGCAGUGGAACAUAUGGUACUCCAACGAGACAUAGAGGCGCACGGUCGGAUCGUGAGCUCGGUCGUGAAAUUAGGAGACAAGGUGUACAAUCAACAGCAAGGGGAACAGCAGCAAGAGGGGCAGGGGGAAGAGGAGCAACGGGAACCGUCGCAGGUUUUGAGGACCGUGAAGUCUUUGGAGCGAAGGUGGCAUUUGCUGUUUCUUCGAGCAUUGGAAUGGCAGUGUCACAUCGAGACUCUUGUAUCUCGCGUGAGCAGCAAGAACUUGGUGCCUUACAGCUGCAGUAGUGACAGCGACGAGGAGCCAGUCACGAAGCAGCCUCGACUCAGCCGCAGACAUUCACGGGGUUCUGGAAGGGAAUCCCCGGGUCAGUCGGCCCGUUCGACUCGCUCGAAACGCCACAGAGCCACGAGAUCGCGAUACUACGAGGAUCAAGCCGCGAGCAGAGCGGACCUCUCCGAUACGGACGCCUUUUCCGAGAAUCGAUCGAUCGGCGAUGGAUCCUAUUUCGAGGAUGAACUGUGCCAGCUGUGUGUGAUGGACAUAAAGUCCGAGGGAGUGGAAAAUACGCAAGAAUAAAUCGAAUCUCGUGCGCGUCGGUGGACCAGGCCGAGGAGGGCGAUAUCGAGGAGGACGCGGUUACAGAGGACGAGGAAUACGAUAUGCCACCCAUACCGGACACCGUCCCGUUGACAAAUUCGACGGCCAUCGUGGAGAGUUGCGAUCAGAUCGACGGCCAAUCCGGGAACGUGGAACAGUCGAACGGCAAUUUGCCCGCCAACGAGCCGGUCAAACGU
This is a messenger RNA of Apis florea (little honeybee), 2092 nucleotides long. RefSeq lists its product as uncharacterized. Gene Ontology annotation, biological process: nuclear migration; cytoskeleton organization; nucleus organization. The record is from RefSeq and is a predicted model, not a curated record. Gene Ontology annotation, molecular function: kinesin binding. Gene Ontology annotation, cellular component: nuclear envelope; perinuclear region of cytoplasm; membrane. NCBI's taxonomy places the organism in Eukaryota, Metazoa, Arthropoda, Insecta, Hymenoptera, Apidae.